AAAUUGCAAAGGUUGAAGGAAAAGCUUGUAAUAUUCUCAUGGGUGAACGCACUGCUCUUAAUAUUAUUGCACGUUGCAGUUUUCGUCUUGUUGAGAAAUAUGGGAUGCUUAUUGGAGGAGCUGAUACACAUCGUAUGGAUCUCUCUUCCAUGGUAAUGCUAAAAGAUAAUCAUAUAUGGAGCCAAGGGUCAAUAACAAAGGCAGUCGAACGCGCUAGAAGUGUUAGCGGAUUUUCACUAAAGAUAGAUGUUGAAUGUCGUACCGAGGCAGAAGCUGAUGAAGCGAUUCGAGCAGGGGCAAAUGUGAUUAUGCUUGAUAACUUUAAUAGCGAAAAUUUAAAAUCUUGUGCCAAAUCAUUGAAAGAAAAAUGGGUAAAUAAAGAAUUUUUACUCGAAUCAAGUGGCGGAAUUACAUAUGAAAAUAUUACCGAAUUUUUUUGUCCUGAUAUUGACAUCUUAAGUUUGGGGUGUUUAUCUCAGGGAGUACCACAUGUAGACUUUUCUUUGAAGAUACAAAAGAAAACCAAUUAA
Scutellospora calospora is the source of this 530-nucleotide messenger RNA. Lineage: Eukaryota; Fungi; Glomeromycota; Glomeromycetes; Diversisporales; Gigasporaceae. The record is from the annotation of a GenBank genome assembly.